This is a messenger RNA of Gongylonema pulchrum, 375 nucleotides long. The record is from the annotation of a GenBank genome assembly. Lineage: Eukaryota; Metazoa; Nematoda; Chromadorea; Rhabditida; Gongylonematidae.
AUGCAUUCCAAACAGUCAUGGUUUGAAAAAGCGGCAGCUCUUGCCGAUUUAGAUUUGGAUGACAGUGCCUUCGGCCAGAACGAUGAUACUGCCAGUGCCAAAGAGGAUUUAAAAAGAGAGAAAAAAGCGUUGUCUACGCUACUGAAACGCCUACUGUCACAGCCAUUGCCUGCUAGUAACAUUCAUUUAAAGAAGACUCGUUAUGUAACUGCAGAAACAGCGUCAAACUACGACAGGUCAGUGACACGUAGUGCAAUUGUAUCACUGAUGGAAAAUGGUGAACAUGAGAAAGUUCUGAAGAAAAAAUGUCGCACCAUCUCAGCGCGCUAUCUUCAAAACAUGAAAAACAGGAAGAAAAGAGGAAAAAGGCGAUAG